Molecule: messenger RNA, 1353 nt
Organism: Adineta steineri
Lineage: Eukaryota; Metazoa; Rotifera; Eurotatoria; Adinetida; Adinetidae
Source: the annotation of a GenBank genome assembly
AUGACAAAUUCAUCCAGAGAUACAGCAUUUUAUUCACCACCGCCAUCAAAUGUUGGAUAUGAAAACUCACUUAAUAUGAAUACAACUCGUCCUUUAGCUUCAUUAUCACAACAUGAUAUUCAAAAAAUGAAAUAUAAAAUUGAUCUUGAUAAACAAUUAGCUGAACAAAAACAACGAAAUACUCUCGAAUGGGAAACAAAACUUGAACGAGAUAAAAAAUAUGCAAAACAACAAGCAGUAUUUGGAAGACAUGAUUAUAGUACUCCUAUUAAAAAACAAGAUUUAGAACAAAUUGUAUCACAAAGCACUCAACCAAUACCACUUUUAUUAAGGAAACCUGAGCAAUUAUCACUUCAUUAUCAACAAUUAAAUGUACCUAAUGGAAUUAAUAAUUUAUUACAACAAUCAACAGAUAAAAAUUCUUCUCAAUAUUCACCUAGAACAAUACAAUCUUCAACCUCUCAAAAUAAUGUUCCUGAUUUUCAUCGUCUAUACGGAACAACUACUUAUGGUAAUAAAAGUUCAUCUCAUGUUUCAUCAUCAACUGCACAGCCAGUUAAAGGCGAUGCACAUGAUCCAUUUAUGUCCUUUGAUCCAAAUAAGGAACCACAACAAGUUUUUAAUCUUAUUCCUCAACAAAAUUUAUAUGAACCUUGGGGUCGUCCUGGUGCCGGUGCUCCUUUAGUUCAUCAACAUACUGGACAAAAAUUUACAAGAUAUGCUGGUAGUUUAGAAGAAAAAUUAAAUACAGUUGGUCCACUUAGUUUGUACCGAAAUCAAUAUUAUAGUGAAAGUAUAGAUGAACAAAAACGUGAUGCUCAAAUACAACAAAAACGUCGAGAAGAAGAACUAAUGGAACGACGAUUAAAUGAUGGUGGUACUGCUGGUUGGAUAGCUCAAUUAGAAGGUGGUCAUUAUCCAUUAAAAUUUCAUAAACCAACAACACAAAUAACUCGUCACAAUACUGGUACACAAGAUACUCAUAGUCCUGAAGAAAUUCGUACAAUACGAAAUGAUCUUGCUCAACAAGCAGAACAACGAGCUCGAUUACAACAAAUUGCUCGUCAAGAAGAUAAUAUUGCUGACUUACAACAUACUGAAACUCAAAGUGGUUGGUGGGGAAAAGAUGGUGCUCGUGCAACAAAAACUCAACCUCGUCGAUUUAAUGCUCUACAUGCUCUUCAUAAUUCACAAUCGGUGCGGUCAACAAAUAGUUUCAAUCAAACAAACCCAAAUGAUAAUAAACCAUCACUUCCAGUGAGAUAUUAUGAUACUCAUUUUCAAUAUCCAAAAGCAAAUUUCGUUUCCAAACAUACUAAUUUUUAUCAAUUAUCUGAUCGUAACAAUACUUGA